GAAAUGCCCCCAAAUUUAAUUUCAGAGAGAUCAACGAAUGGAAGAAGCAUCGCCUUCUUCCUCAAACCCCCGUCGACAACGACGACGACAACAGCAACAGGAGAAAGAAGAGGAGGAGGAGGAAGAAGAAGAAGAAGAAGGGAAAGCGAAGGAGGCAUCGGACUACGAGCAGCAGAGGCUCGCAAGAAUCAGAGAGAACAGAGCGAGGCUCGAAGCCCUAGGCCUCCCAAACCUCGCUUCCUCCCUCCUCCUCUCCUCGUCGAAGCAGCGAGGGCAAACUCAAAACAAGGGAAAGCAGAAGCAGAAGAGGAACGGCAAGGAAGAUGAGGAUGAAUACAGGCCGUCGGAUGAAGACGACGACGACGACGAUGGGGGGAGUUGCUCUUCCAGUGAGGAGGAAGAAGAAGGAGAGCAGAGAAAGGUUUAUUUGGGAAAGGAAAAAGUCUCCUUAAAAACAUCAAGCAUUAAGAAACGUGCAUCUGUAAAAAGAAAGCAAGAUGAUGCUGACCAAGUUGAUGAUGGUGAUGCAGCUUUACACCAGGUAUGUAUGUAUAUGGCUUAUGAAACUCCUGCACUUGCUCUUUUUCCUCUAUGCGUAAGACUUUUAGAAUUUUGGAGUGCUCUACUUGACUGCAACCCACUUGCAGGCAGCAUUACACAGGACUCAACCGAAGCAUUUCAUGUUGUUUCUUCAAGUUCUGACAGAACUGAAGCUGGUGCUAAUGUGCGUUCGAAAAAAGAUAAAGCAAAUAUGCAAGGCCCUGCUGGUAGAAAGAAGAGUAGACAAAUGAAUAAGAGCAGAGUUCAACUAACUGAGGAUGAAAUGGUCGCAUAUUUCUUUACGAUUGAUGAGACUGGGAAAGGGUAUAUCUCAUUGCGCGAUCUACAGAGACUGGUGUUCGCUCACGAUUUUAACUGGACGGAAACAGAGAUUGCCACUAUGAUACAUUCCUUUGACAGUGACAGAGAUGGAAAGUUAAAUUUGGAAGAUUUUCGGGCCAUUGUAUGUCGAUGCAACAUGAUGCAAGACACUGGAAACAGCUGACAUGCGUUUUAAAGUCAUCCUGAGCAAAAUUUUGAGAAAAGUCUUUUGCAGUAUUUAGCUUCAGCUUGCAGUUGCCCUUGCGUAAUAAAUUACCUGCAAGUGUAUAUCUGACGAAAUUACAAUCCAUGAGAGAAAAUUACGAUCGAUGGUGGAUGGUCAAUACAAAGUGUAAGGAUUUAAUGGUGGAGAGGAAGGAAGAGGGAGGAUUUACUUGUAAAAUGUUAGGUCUCUUUCUUUUUAUUCAUGGGAUUGGGAUUUUU
Molecule: messenger RNA, 1305 nt
Organism: Asparagus officinalis (garden asparagus)
Lineage: Eukaryota; Viridiplantae; Streptophyta; Magnoliopsida; Asparagales; Asparagaceae
Exons: 5
Coding region: 38-1045 (335 amino acids)
Molecular function (GO): calcium ion binding
Source: RefSeq, a predicted model, not a curated record